AUGGCUCUCGCCGUCACUACCACUUCUUCCUCUUCAGCAGCACCCUCCACUUCCUUCUUCUCGCACCUUGGAUCUUCCUCUGAGGCCAAAGUUCCGCAAAUCGGUUCGUUUCGGUUUCCGGAGAGGACCCUUGUUUCGUCCGGUGUUGUUAAUUUAACUCAACGACGCUCCUUGGUGAGGCCUCUCAAUGCCGAACCGCAACGGAAUGAUUCUAUUGUUCCUCUUGCAGCAACUAUUGUUGCUCCUGAGGUUGAGAAGGAAGAGGAAGAUUUCGAGCAAUUAGCGAAAGACCUUGAAAAUGCAUCUCCUCUUGAAGUUAUGGACAGGGCUCUCGAGAAAUUUGGGAACGAUAUCGCUAUUGCAUUUAGUGGUGCUGAAGAUGUUGCUUUGAUUGAGUACGCCCAUUUGACGGGGCGACCCUACAGAGUGUUCAGCCUGGACACUGGGAGACUGAACCCAGAAACUUACAGAUUUUUUGACGCAGUUGAGAAGUAUUAUGGAAUUCACAUUGAGUACAUGUUCCCUGAUGCGGUUGAGGUUCAGGCCUUAGUAAGAACCAAGGGGCUGUUCUCAUUUUAUGAGGAUGGCCAUCAAGAGUGCUGCAGAGUAAGGAAGGUGAGACCCUUAAGGAGAGCCCUCAAGGGUCUCAGAGCAUGGAUCACUGGACAGAGAAAAGACCAGUCUCCUGGUACUCGGUCUGAAAUCCCCGUUGUCCAGGUUGAUCCUGUUUUUGAGGGAAUGGAUGGUGGAAUUGGCAGUCUGGUGAAGUGGAAUCCGGUGGCAAAUGUUAAUGGUCUAGACAUAUGGAACUUCCUUAGGACCAUGGAUGUGCCCGUAAAUUCAUUGCACUCCCAAGGAUAUGUUUCAAUUGGCUGUGAGCCAUGCACAAGGCCGGUUUUACCUGGACAGCAUGAAAGAGAAGGAAGGUGGUGGUGGGAGGAUGCCAAGGCCAAGGAGUGUGGUCUUCACAAAGGUAAUUUAAAGCAGGAAGAUGUCGCCCAGCUUAAUGGAAAUGGAAAUGGGGCCACCCAUUCAAAUGGCUCUGCCACUGUCGCUGACAUUUUCAAUUCCCAGAAUGUGGUCAGCUUGAGCAGGACUGGAAUUGAGAAUUUGGCAAAAUUGGAGAACCGAAAAGAACCAUGGCUUGUUGUGCUCUAUGCACCAUGGUGCCGCUUCUGUCAGGCCAUGGAGGAAUCGUAUGUGGAUUUAGCUGAGAAGUUGGCAGGGUCGGGAGUGAAGGUUGCAAAAUUCAGAGCGGAUGGAGAGCAGAAAGAAUAUGCAAAGAGUGAACUGGAGUUGGGAAGCUUCCCCACAAUACUUCUCUUCCCCAAACACUCUUCUCGACCAAUUAAGUACCCUUCUGAAAAGAGAGACGUUGAUUCUUUGGUGACAUUCGUGAAUGCCUUAAGGUGA
This is a messenger RNA of Sphenostylis stenocarpa, 1413 nucleotides long. NCBI's taxonomy places the organism in Eukaryota, Viridiplantae, Streptophyta, Magnoliopsida, Fabales, Fabaceae. The record is from the annotation of a GenBank genome assembly.